GUCCCUCUCAAAGGCCUCGAGUGAAUUGAAUUCUCAGUGACCGUUGAGAAACGGCGAUGCGAAACGUUGGCGCCAAAUUACCAACUUUCAAAAUUUUGCUAUUGUCAUUCCAAUUCUCCCUCUCUGUUCAACGCAUUGGCUGUUCUUUGAUUUCGUCGAGCUCUUAUAUUUGUUUGUUUGGAACCAAAAGGUUCUCUGUUUCGACCACUCCCUCUUACAAUUAUUGGCUUUCUCUUCAUCUAAGAAACGGAAGAAUCAAUGAAGCCCGAUCAUUAUUUGAUCACAUAUCUUCUCCUGGUGUUAACUUAUACACCAUGAUGAUUGCGGGUUAUGCAGAAAAAGGUAGGCUUGAGGAUGCCCUGAAACUGUUCUAUGAAAUGCCUGUGAAGGAUCUGGUUUCUUGGAAUUCUAUGCUCAAAGGGUGUCUCAAAUGUGGGGAUUUAAGUAUGGCCUGGAACGUGUUUGACAAAAUGCCGCAAAGGAAUGUCAUUUCUUGGACGACCAUAAUCGAUGGGCUGCUGGAGUUUGGGAGAGUUGAGGUUGCUGAGCGCUUUUUCUGGGAGAUGCCCACUAGGGAUGUUGCUGCCUGGAAUUCCAUGGUUCAUGGAUAUUUUAGUAAUGGUAGAGUUGAAGAUGCCGUUGAGUUGUUUGAGAAAAUGCCUUUCCGGAAUGUGAUUUCGUGGACUUCUGUGAUUGGUGGGCUUGACCAGAAUGGAAGGAGUUACGAAGCUCUACUUGUUUUCCAGAAAAUGUUGGCUUCCUUUAUCAAACCCACUUCGAGCACGUUGGCCUGUGCAUUGACAGCUUGUGCAAACAUACGUACUUUCUUCAUAGGUGUACAGAUUCAUGGUCUAAUUGUUAAGACUGGUCACUGCUUUGAUGAAUACAUAGCUGCUUCCCUUAUAACAUUUUAUGCAAACUGCAAGCUAAUACAGAAUGCUUUCGACAUUUUUAACGACGAUUUACGGAGAAAUGUUGCGGUUUGGACGGCUCUUCUAACGGGAUAUGGAUUGAACUGUAAGCACGACGAUGCGUUACGGGUUUUCAAGGGUAUGAUGAGAAUGUGUGUGCUUCCUAAUCAAUCUUCUCUGACUAGUGCUCUAAAUUCAUGUUGUGGAUUAGAGGCUGUUGAUAGAGGCAGGGAAGUUCAUAGUGUAGCUUACAAGCUAGGCUUGGAAAAUGAUAUCUUUGUCGGUAAUUCUCUCGUGGUUAUGUAUACUAAAUGUGGACAAAUUCGUGAUGGGGUUGUUGUCUUCACAGGAAUGUCUAGAAAGAAUGUUGUGUCCUGGAACUCCAUCAUUGUUGGAUGUGCACAACAUGGUUUUGGGAUGUGGGCUUUGACUCUCUUCGCUCAAAUGAUUCGUUCAAGGGUGGAUCCAGACGAGAUUACGCUCAUAGGAUUACUUUCAGCUUGCAGCCAUUCUGGAUUGUUAACAAAAGGCCGAUAUGGCGAAUUGGACGAAGCCGAAGCGCUGAUUCAUACCAUGCCUAUCAAAGCUAACUACACGGUGUGGCUUGCACUGCUCAGCAGUUGCUCCAAACACUCUAAUGUGGAUGUAGCUGAAAGGGCAGCAAAAUGUGUGUUGGAACUACAACCAAGCUGUAGUGCUGCUUAUACAUUACUCUCCAAUCUAUACGCUUCUAAUGGAAAAUGGACUGAAGUUUCCAAAAUAAGGAAGAAGAUGAAAGAUGAAGGGAUUUUAAAGCAACCUGGAAGUAGCUGGAUUACAGUUAAGGGGAUCAGGCAUGAUUUUCUUUCGGGCGAUCGGUCGCAUCCAUCGAGCCGAAAAAUAUACCAAAAACUAGAAUGGCUAAGAGGGAAGUUGAAGGAAUUGGGUUAUGUACCUGAUCCGAAGUUCUCCUUGCAUGAUGUUGAGUCAGAACAAAAGGAAGAGAUGCUGUCAAGUCAUAGUGAGAGGCUUGCUAUUGGGUUUGGAUUAAUCAGUACAGUUGAGGGUAGCACCAUAACAGUAAUGAAAAACCUCCGCAUUUGUGGCGAUUGUCACAAUGCCAUCAAGCUUAUAGCGAAAGUCGUCGGUCGGGAAAUCGUCGUUAGAGACUCUAGCCGCUUUCAUCACUUUCGUAGCGGAGCCUGUUCUUGUGGAGAUUACUGGUAGUAGCUGUGGUGGUUCAAAAUGUGUUCAAAUAAUGGAUUGAACUCCAUGAUACACCAAAAAUCAUG
This is a messenger RNA of Cucurbita pepo subsp. pepo (vegetable marrow), 2182 nucleotides long. Lineage: Eukaryota; Viridiplantae; Streptophyta; Magnoliopsida; Cucurbitales; Cucurbitaceae. The record is from RefSeq and is a predicted model, not a curated record.